UCCAAGGCGGCAGCACGAAGCUAAGGCGAAUGAUUUUGAUUUUUUAAAAAACUUCGGCAGAUCGAUCCCGCUCAGAUGCACCUUCUGGGUAUCUUGAUAGUGUAGCUUGCAUUAUGCAGGGUGCAUACUCCCUCUCACACUUUGCGCCUGCGCGUGGAGGCGGGAUCCGUGGCACCGCCUCUUCGUCCCUAUUCGGAGGAAACUCUUUCUUCACCUCAGAAAUCCGGAAAGAUGCCCGACGGAAUCGACUGCGAUGCGAUCUAUUGUCCUUUCUCGAGACUGCGCAGUACAACGGGGUGGAUCUCCUUGCCAUCACGUGGCAGAGUGCUCUCGACAUUCUCGGUGCAGGCGCAACCGCUGAGGUUCGACAGUCGCUCGUCAACUUGCAGAUGAGCUUUGCCUUCAAGCGCCCAAUAUCACGCUAUAGAUCAGUCGAGGAUGAUACGCUGUACGGAUGGCUCAUUCGUGAAUGUACAAUUCUGUGUCAUCCAGUCGUCCGGCAGCACAGGAACCUGUUGGAUUUGGAGGGGGUGUGUUGGGAUCCUUCAAUGUCCGACAAGUUUUUGCGACCGGUCCUUGUCUUCAAACGGGCGGAAUAUGGAGAUUCGCACAAGUUCAUGACUAGUGGGGAAGGCCAGGCAAUGAGUUUGACAGAUCGAAUGUCAUUUGCGAUCGACGUCAUAGAUGCUGUGAUCGCGCUCCAUAACGCCGAUAUUAUACACGGAGAUAUUAAACCACAGAAUAUUCUCGUGUUCAAAGAUGAGAAUGGGAUGCCUUUGCCUCGAGUCUCAGAUUUUGGAUACUCGUCCUUGGUCCUACAACAUGAUGGUUCCGUAGCUUUGCCUAUGUCCAAGCCUUGGAACGCUCCAGAGGUCCUGCAUCACGUACACACUUGGUCACUCGAGGAAGCAAAAGGAGCCGAUGCAUAUUCCAUGGGGCUAGUCUGUCUAUGGUGGCUGUUCGACGACAAAUUGGCCUCCCAGCAAGGCGCACAAGAUGCAGAUAUCUUCUUCUCCGAGCAUGGAAUUGCACUUGUCCAGGACUGGAAAAAAGAUGGCCAAAUUGCUGAACUGGCUACACGCAUGAUUGAUAUGGAAGCAAAUAUGGACAAAAGGGACCAAAGUUUCUGGCGAUCCUUCUUUGAGGCUACAUUUCUGCAGAACGGCCUUAAGAGAUGUCAAGAUAUUAUUACGUGCUUGGGAAAUCUCCGAACGAGCCGAGUUGUUGAUGCCGCCCCCUGUGUUGAUGAAAUUACGGGAGAUCCAAUUCAAGAUGCUUCUGUCCGGCCACCAAGAGACUUCAAAAUCACCCUCCACUUCUUGCAGCUGUUGCUAUCCCAUUAUCGACUGCGUCAGCAUAUCAAGGAAUGCCUUGUAGAACGCACUUAUCACGAUCCUGACAUUGAAGUUCGACAGAAUGCUGCGUUCCAGUUAGCAAUCUGCUAUUCUGUCGGCUUCGGAUGUUCUAGAAAUGAGAUGGAAGCAGAAAAGUGGCUAAAAGUGUCUGAAAGCCCAACGAGCGAAUUAUCAUCUGCCAUAUUCUUUCUUCGGGACGAGCAGGAUACUGUUUACGAGAACAAAGCCAUUGUUGCACUUGUCCGGAAUGGCAAUUUUCAGAGCCUUGAGUAUGGGCUAGAAUAUCGCCAAGAGCCUUCUCUGCACAAAGUCGAGGAAGAAUAUAAGAGAGAAAUCCAUGAUCUCUCGGCGGCUUUAGGGCCUGACCAUGUCGGAGUGCUGAACUUGCGCAUGAUACUGGCCGGGAUCAUGAUGGAUCAGGGACGCUUCCCUGAAGCAGAGCAGGCCGUCAGACAAACAUUGGACAUGUAUACUGCACGCCUUGGACCGGGUCAUCAAGAGACCUUACGCUGCACCAAUGUCCUAGCGACCAUCCUGGAGGAAAAUGAUAGAUUUGACGAAUCCAAGUCUUUGCACAAGAUAGUGCUUGAGCAGAGAGUCCGUCUGUUAGGUCCCAAUCACCUAGAUACUUUAGAGAGCGCCCGACAACUUAGCACUGUCUUACAAUCACUCGGGGAGUAUGAUGAGGCUGGAGCAAUGGCAACUCGCGACUAUGAAGGGAGAUUAGUCGUCCUUGGAGAGAAGCAUCCUGCUGUGUACGAAAGUAUGGCUAACGUGGCCUCAAUCACGCAAGACAUGGGUCAUCUCAACGACUCGGUGUGGUGGAACGAACGUGCACUAGAGGGAAGAACGAAGGUCCUCGGCCGGGAGCACCCACAGACACUUACAAGCAUGAGCAACCUAGCAAGUGUGUUGCAGGAGUUGGGGGACUAUGAAGGAGCCGAACCUCUUUUUCUCGAGGACCUUGAACUCAGUAGACGCACACUUGGCGAGGAGCACCAGGAUACGAUAACUGCCCUUAGUAACCUCGGCUUGCUUUACAUGGACAUGGAGAGAUACGACGAGUCUGAACAGAUAACACGAGACGCUCUGACCAUGGGCGAGAAGGUACAAGGCCACGAUCAUUCGGCCACCCUUAUUGGAAGAAACAACCUCGCACUGGUCCUAGAAAGGACAGAGAGAUAUGAGGAAGCAGAAGAGCUGCUGCGCGAAGUUCUCCAUAGCAGGGAAAGAUUAUUCGAGCCGGGUAACCUCUUGAUUGCCACGAGCAUGUACAACCUUGCACAGAAUUAUGCGCAUCAAGGUCGUCUAGAAGAAGCAAUGCGCUUGCACGAUGAGGCUCUGCAGAUUAGGAAGACUAAGUUGGGAGAGAAGCAUCCCUUCACUCUGGAAUCAAUGGCUGAAGUUGGUCACAUUAUGAGAGUGUGGCAUAGAUUUCCGGAGGCCGAGGAUCUGCUCCGCACUGUGCUACGUUCACGAGUGGAGGCACUUGACUACGAUCAUUCUGAUACCCAUGAUGCUUUGGGGGAGUUAAUCUGCGUACUGCAUGAUCAAGGAAAAUCAGAAGAGGUAGCAGAAGAGCUUGGUCGAUUUGCGGAGGCGCAAGGCGCUGAAGAGGAAUCCGAUGAAGAAAUUGUGCAGUAGGACUAGCUAGUCGAGAUAAAACCUUUCAUCCUUAGACAAUAUAGCGGAGGUCAAUGCUGGAUGUCAGUGCACUAUUUGGGAGGAAGAAUGAAACGUGAAGAAGAGCGGAUCUACGGGUUCUAGAAGCAAAAAGCUUCGAACUGAAACAGUUUCGACUGAUUUGAAUUUGUUAAUUAAUAAUUUC
This is a messenger RNA of Hyaloscypha bicolor E, 3183 nucleotides long. RefSeq names its product TPR-like protein. The record is from RefSeq and is a predicted model, not a curated record. Bases 114 to 2999 code for a protein of 961 amino acids. The transcript is spliced from 3 exons. Gene Ontology annotation, biological process: protein phosphorylation. Lineage: Eukaryota; Fungi; Ascomycota; Leotiomycetes; Helotiales; Hyaloscyphaceae. Gene Ontology annotation, molecular function: ATP binding; protein kinase activity; protein binding.